GAUCUUGGUCUUCUUGAGUUAAUCUCACUCUUUCCCCUCUCUGGAGCCCACGUAUAAAGUCCUUACAAGAAACAAAACUGUUCUUCUCUUUCUCUGAGUCUGCUCGCAAGAGGGCAACCAAUAGCUGGGACUCAAUUCUGGGAGCUAGCAAAAGCGACAAAGAAGAAGGAAAUGAAGCUGAAUUGGAGACUGCCGUCGCGUAACAAGCACAGUAAUUUGGCGGUGAAGCUAGCAGUCUCGAUUCUCUUGGUGGGUCUCGCGUUUAGGCUUCUCUUCUCAAGAUCCGAGGAGUUGACGCCCAAUGUGGCGAACGCAGUCGCCGAAAAAUCGGAGGCGACAAAGCCGACUGAAUCUGAUGAAGUCUCGCCUCAAUUCGACUCAACAGGUGCAGAAGAUGAAAAUGCUAGCGCAGAUGAAUGUGAUCUUUUCUCUGGGGAUUGGAUUCCACAUCGGUCUAGUCCAGUUUAUACCAAUCAGAGCUGCUCCUUCAUCGAGACUCACCAAAACUGUAUGGGGAAUGGGAGGCCGGAUAAAGGGUAUUUGUACUGGAGGUGGAAACCGAGAAACUGCGAAUUGCCACCAUUCAGCGGGCGGAGGUUUCUCAAGUUUAUGAGGAACAAGGCAUGGGCAUUGAUUGGUGAUUCGAUUUCUCGUAACCAUGUGCAGUCUUUGCUAUGCAUGCUUUCAACUGUAGAACAACCGAUACACGUCUACCAUGACAAAGAAUACAAAUCGAGAAGAUGGCACUUCCCCUCCUACAACUUCAACAUCUCGGUCAUCUGGACUCCUUUCCUUGUAAAAGCGGCAAUUUUCGAGGACUACAAUGGCGUCUCCACAUCAGAAGUUAAGCUUCAUCUGGACAAGCUUGAUACGAACUGGACUAGUUUGUAUCCAAACUUGGAUUACAUGAUAAUAUCAACGGGGAAAUGGUUUCUCAAAACUUCGAUAUACUAUGAGAAUGGUCGAGCCGUGGGCUGCCAUAACUGUAACAAAGAAGACAUACCCGAGGUUGGAUUCGAGUUUGCCUACAGGAAGACUCUGCACAACGUGAUGAACUUCAUAGCAAAAUCUAAGCACAAAGGUCUGAUAUUUUUUCGCACAUCCACACCAGAUCAUUUUGAGAAUGGGGAGUGGCAUAACGGCGGGACCUGCCGGAGAACAGCUCCUGUCAAAGAAGGUGAGAUCGAAUUGAAGGACGUAAACCGAGUUCUCCGUGACAUCGAACUCAACGAGUACAAGAAGGCAUCAGCCAUAGCUGCUAAUAAUGGCGUGGAUCUAAAGCUUCUCGACUUCACUAAUCUCUUGCUGACAAGGCCUGACGGGCAUCCGGGUCCCUACAGGGAGUUUUAUCCGUUUUCGAAGGAUAAGAACGCCAAAGUCCAGAAUGACUGCUUGCACUGGUGCUUGCCAGGGCCUAUUGACACUUGGAACGACUUGAUAAUGGAAAUUGCGGUGAAUGCAAGUUGAACCACAGCAGCAAAGCCCGAGAUCUAAUCGAUAGAAUGGUGAACUUGUAAAUGCACGCAACAGGUUGACGUGAUGCGCACUCGGCAGGAGUUCGCAGUCUGUGGAUGUAUUGCAAUGGUUGUGAAUAUGUUCUAGUUCCUUCAGCUCUCCCAUUAUAGUGAGGUUAUUACAUAGACCAAAUGGCCAGUCAAGGAAUUUAUCCGUUUGAUGGUACAAAGAGAGCAUCUUUUUGGAAUCUAACAGAAAUGGUGUUUUAUUGGCGAAAGGAAUGGCAUGGAGUUGUAUUGCACCGUGUGGUUUAUGCGAUUGCAGUACUUGAUUCUGAGUUUCACUAGACUCAGGUUGUUUCAACCGAGAUACUGACCAUGGAAUACUUCCAAUGUCCUGCGGUGUUGAUCUCGUGAUGAUCUGAUCUUUUGAACUGUAACAUUUCUUAGAAAUCAAUCCAAAAGGGUGCUCAAU
Messenger RNA from Rhodamnia argentea, 1929 nucleotides. RefSeq names its product protein trichome birefringence-like 24. Gene Ontology annotation, cellular component: Golgi apparatus. The coding region runs from base 172 to 1467 and encodes 431 amino acids. Gene Ontology annotation, molecular function: O-acetyltransferase activity. Lineage: Eukaryota; Viridiplantae; Streptophyta; Magnoliopsida; Myrtales; Myrtaceae. The transcript has 3 exons. The record is from RefSeq and is a predicted model, not a curated record.